This is a messenger RNA of Psammomys obesus (fat sand rat), 6458 nucleotides long. RefSeq names its product paternally expressed 10 (gene Peg10). Gene Ontology annotation, molecular function: nucleic acid binding; zinc ion binding. Gene Ontology annotation, cellular component: cytosol. Lineage: Eukaryota; Metazoa; Chordata; Mammalia; Rodentia; Muridae. The record is from RefSeq and is a predicted model, not a curated record.
CCGAGACCCCCGUCGCCGUGCCCGUCUUCGCAGAGGAGUCCUCGCGUGGUGAGUAUGCGGAACAGGCGGGUUUUGAGAACCAAAAAAAGACGCCGACCACGAGGGGCCCAGGAUCCCAGGCUUCCUCCCCAGAGGAGUGAGGCGACCCCUGGGAGGUCCCCUCCCACCACCACCAUGGCGGCUGCCGGUGGUGACUGCCCGCCCCCUCCUCCACCACCUCCUCCCAACAACAACAACAACAACAACAAGCCCCAGAGCUCCAACGAUGACGAAGAUCAGCGCAGAUAUGAGGAUUUUGCUGACAACUACCUGGCUCUGCUGGGCCAGCAGCCAGAGAUGAACAACAACCUACAGGAGCAGAUGCAGUUAUUCUCAGAGGAGAACAGCUUUCUCCGGUUCCCAGUCGAAGAUGAAGUUGAACAAGAACCAAUACCUGAACACAUCCAUAUCCCUGUCCCUCAGGACAGUGACGAAGACGACCUUGAACUCCAAGGUGCUGCAGCGGCCGCUGCUCCAAUCAAUUUCGAGGAUGACGGCUCUGAAGACCUCCCGGAGAAGUUUGACGGCAACCCCGACAUGCUGGGUCCUUUCAUAUCCCAGUGCCAGAUCUUCAUGGAUAGGAGCACCAGAGAUUUCUCAGCUGAUAGAAUCCGCGUGUGCUUCGUGACAAGCAUGCUGACCGGCCGUGCCGCCCGCUGGGCUUCUGCCAAGCUGGAACGAUCCAGUUACCUGAUGCACAACUACCCUGCUUUUAUGAUGGAGAUGAAGCACGUCUUUGAAGACCCUCAGAGACGCGAAGCUGCCAAACGCAAGAUCAGACGUCUGCGCCAGGGCAUGGGAUCUGUCGUGGAUUACUCCAACGCAUUCCAGAUGAUCGCCCAGGACCUGGAUUGGAACGAGCCUGCUCUGAUUGAUCAGUUCCAUGAAGGCCUCAGCGACCAAAUUCAGGAGGAGCUGGCUCGCCAGGAGACUCCCAAGACCCUGGAUGCUCUGAUCAGCCUGUGCAUUCACAUCGAGAGAAGGCUGGCACGUGCUGCUGCUGCUGCUGCAAACAAGCCUCCCACUGAAUCCCCACCGAGGGCCCAGGAGACGCCUCAGAACAACCAGGCUGAUCCCACCGAGCCUGUGGGCGGUGCUCGCAUGCGCCUGACCCAGGAAGAGAAAGAAAGACGCCGCAAACUGAACUUGUGUCUUUACUGCGGCAACGGAGGUCAUUACGCCGACAACUGUCCAGCGAAGGCCUCCAAAAAUUCGCCCGGGAAACUCCCCGGCCCCGCUGUAGAGGGACCUUCAGCGACCGGGCCGGAAAGAAUAAGGUCCCCCCCCACCGAGGCUACGACUCCGCACCUGCAAGUGAUGCUCCAGAUUCAUAUCCCGGGCAGACACACCCUGUUUGUCCGGGCGAUGAUUGAUUCUGGAGCAUCCGGCAAUUUCAUUGAUCAAGAGUAUGUCAUCCAGAAUAGAAUUCCUCUAAGGGUUAAAGAAUGGCCAAUCAUGGUGGAAGCUAUAGAUGGGCAUCCCAUAGCCUCGGGCCCAAUCGUUCUAGAGACUCACCACCUGAUUGUCGACCUUGGAGAUCAUCGUGAAGUGUUGUCUUUUGAUGUAACUCAGUCUCCGUUCUUCCCUAUCGUCCUGGGAGUGCGCUGGCUGAGUACCCAUGAUCCCCACAUCACCUGGAGCACCCGCUCUAUUGUCUUCAACUCUGAUUACUGCCGCUUUCGCUGCCGGGUGUUUUCCCAGAUACCUCCUCCCCUCCUGUUACCAGCACUACCACAGCUGCAUCCACAUCUGCACCCUCACCUGCACCCACAUCUGCAUCCGCAUCUGCAUCCCGCGCAUCUGCAUCCCCCGCAUCUGCACCCGCAUAUGCACCCGCAUAUGCACCCUCAUCUGCACCCUCAUCUGCAUCCUCAUCUGCAUCCUCAUCUGCAUCCGCAUCUGCAUCCGCAUCUGCAUCCUCAUCUGCAGGAGCAGCUGCAUCAUCUGUAUGAGCAUCUACAUGAGCAUCUGCAUCAGCAUAUGCACCAGCAUAUGCAUGAGCACGUGCACGAGCACGAGCAGGAGCAAGAGCAAGAGCAAGAAGAGGAGCAGGAGCAAGAGGAGGAGCAAGAGCAGGAGCAAGAGGAAGAGCAAGAGCAGGAGCAUGUGGAUCCACAUCUGCACCCGCACAUGUACCCGCACAUGCACCCACACAUGCACCCGCAUAUGCACCCUCCGCAUAUGCAUCCCCAUCACGGUCCGCAUCGGGAUCCACAUCAGGAUCCAAACCAGGACCCUCACCAGGAUCCUCAUCAGGAUCCUCAUGUCCACCUGCACCCCCACGUGCAUCCGCAUCUGGAUCCACACCUGCAUCAGCAUCUGGAUCCACACCUGCAUCACUAUCUGCAUCACCAUCUGGAUCCACACCUGCACCAGCAUCUGGAUCCACAUCUGCACCAGCAUCCUCAUCAGCAUCCGCAUCCACCAUUCUUCUACCACAUGGAUGGAUACCGAGUUUUCUACCCUGUGAGGUACUGCUAUGUCCAGAAUGUGUACACGCCCGUGGAUGAGCACGUCUACCCAGGUCACCGGCUGGUCGACCCUCACAUAGAGACGAUCCCCGGAGCGCACAGCAUUCCCAGCGGACAUCUGUACUCACUGUCGGAGACUGAGAUGGCUGCCCUGCGAAAUUUCGUGGAGAGGAGCGUGAAAGAUGGGCUCAUGACUCCCACCGUCGCCCCCAACGGAGCCCAAGUUCUGCAAGUGAAAAGAGGGUGGAAACUCCAGGUCACGUGCAACACCCGAGCUCCACAGAGCCGCACCAUCCAAAAUCAGUAUCUUCGCCUGUCUCUUCCAAACAUGGGCGACCAAGCACACCUGGCCACCUAUGCUGAAUUAGUCCCUCAAGUUCCUGCAUUCCACCCGUUCCCUGUCUAUGCCACCUAUGCGGGCCAUCCAGUGAUGUUCGCAUGGUACCCAGUGGCACAAGAUAUACACGGAAGACUGAUCGUCGUACCUGUUGUGGUCACCUGGUGUCCAAAUUGGUACCGCCAGCCUCCGGUACCCCAGUAUCCUCCCCCGCAGCCACCGCCACCGCCACCGCCGCCGCCGCCUCCACCACCACCACCUCCACCACCUCCAUCCUACAGUACCUUGUAAAUAAUCUGCUGUGUCCUUCAGAAUCUCCGCCCUCACCUUUAGCCUGUGCAGCUUCUCAAUCAAUUUCUGUGUGCUUGCUACUGAACUUCAGGCCACCUAAGGCCCCAAAGCACACAGGGAAGUAAGUGGACAAGGCCUAGGUUUUACCUGUUAAAACCUCUCACCAUCUCAGUCACAGGCUGCCACAUUUCUUUACAGAGAAGCUGAUACAAGCACAGGCCAUGCUGAUUUCUUACAGAGGGGGAGAAGAGGAGGAGGACACACCCACCUGCCCGUAUCCUAGUUACAUCACUGGAGGACGGGCGCCUUAUGAAGGAAGCCACGCUUUUUGGUGCAGUAUGGAAAGGCUUCCGUGAUCCUCUUGCUGCACCCUAUGAAACUUCACCAUCUUCAAACUCCAUUGUCAUGGUUCCGUUAAUUUUUCAAGGAGCAGCAAUUGGACUGGUUCUUUGCAACACGAAACACCUCAGCUUGAAAAGGAAGUGCUCUCUCAGAUAGACUUGUGAGUGUGCCUUCACAUUCUGGUGCAAAUCCCAUGUACCCAAGAACUCUGGCUUUGACGCGACAUCUUAAUCAUCAUCAUGCCAGUAAGGUUUCCUUACAGUGUUGAACCUGGCGACCAGAGGCUUCUGGUGGCUGUAGGUAUGGUAGGUUUAUUUUUAGAACGUUGUAACCACCCCUCAAUCACGCAAGAGGACUAAAGAGUAGUAUGUCAAGAGGACUUCUAAAUGUGGUACCCAAACUGUUACAAGGGGCUGUGAGUUAGUUCAUUGUUGCUAAUUGGCUGGAGAAACACCAGCAAAGUUUUGCAAUCAUCUACCCCUGUGUCUGCCUCCAUAUGCAUCUGGGCAUCCCAUCAGCCACCCCCUCAUUGGCCUGUACCAUGAGGAUGUUUAGAGAGGGGAAAUGAUUUUGCACCCAGAUCCACACUCCAGUCAUGGAAGAUCUCUUUGGAGAAGAGGAAUUAGAGCACUGGGCAUCGUCUUGAAGAUAUGAGCUUCUACGAAUGAGGUCUCUUGCUACUACCUUGAAUCAUUCAUCUAACCUCUCUUUUUCUGUUUGAUUCUCUACUACUGCCAUUAACCCUGCUGCAGAGUUUGCCACCUUCCUGCCUGAUUGCUGAGACUCCAUUUUGCUGCCACGCAAGGAGAUGAAAGAGGCAGGCCUAACGGAGAAUGUAUUUCAAUACAGUCUCCAAUUGCCAAACACAGGUUGAGCAGUAGGAUACAACAUGGUUUUUAUUUCAGUUUGCUUGUCGUGAAAAGGAGUCUUAAUGGUGAAGUUUCCUUUUCCAUCAACAUCAUCUCUCCCUUACCCUUGCAUGUUUGAAUAGUUUAGUGGGUUGUUGUUUUUUUAAGGAUUUUUAAAGUGUUGGCUAUGCUUUCAGAAUUUUCAUUGAAUUACAAAGUAAUACCCAAUUCUUCUGACUCAGUACUGUGAUUUCGAAUCAUCAAUUUUAAAUUCUAUCAAUCAGGCCUUUAAAAGUCACCAAAAAGGAGAUACAAAUUAAAAGAAGACACCCAAUCAGUUAUUGAUUCUCGCUCAAUGGAAUGAGAAAGCUUGUCAGUCAUCCUGUGUUUUACAGUAAUUACUUUUAAAUGGUGCAUUUGUGCUUCUGAUUUUUGUGAAGCGUCACUUCAGUUUACCUCAAAUCUCAAUUCCAUCCUUCAUACAUUUUAAAUUCAUUUGAUCUUCAAGCUGCAGAGUGCCUAGAAAUGGGUCAUCAUCUGCAGCCCUGGCAUAGACACAGGGACCUUUGCCGCCACUGCAAGCAAAGAUCUGGAGAAGUUGACCACCUCAGUCAGGGAGAACAAGCUGGUGUGAGUUUACAGCUCACAGACAACAUCCCUGACCCACAUUGGAUUGUAUUUUGAAGCUUGCCAUUGACUUUUCGGCACUGUGUACUAUGCUCUAUUCCUAUAUAUACUUAAAUCUUAGGCUAAGGAUAGGUUAGGUUAAGUUAGGUUAAGGAUAAGUACUCUUACAUUUACUUUAUAGUACUGAAAUUUUGUUAAGUUUCCUUUUUAUCAAUUUAUUUUGCUUCUGUUGAUCAAAUUUACAGUAAUUGUUUCUACUUUUCUUUUAUUUUGGCAUUUCCAACAAAAAUGUCUUUAUUCAUUUAUUAGGAAGGAAAAAUAAGUCAGAAAGGGAGGAGAGAAGACAAACUAGCAAAAUUAACUAAUUGGCUGUAGGCCCAAAUUUUCAUUGCUUAUUAAUUAAAGAUGAAGGGGAUGUGAGAGUUCCUAUUGCUGGUCAUGAAGGUCACCAUGAAGAGUCAGUUUAGUUUAAACCAGGAGGUGUUUGGCUGAGAUAGUAAUUUGAGAUGGGCAUCUGUGUGGUGCACUCCAGGAUUGUGUUUAAGUUCACAGGUACCUCUUGGACUCCUGAAUUGAUCUCGCUGUCACACAUCACUGACAUCCGCAUCCCACAUCGUUUCAAGAUUGGCAACAGAGAGCACCGUGUUGGAGAGGCCUGAGCAGUCAUGAAGGACCACCUGCGGAAGAGAAGAGUCUGCAGGAACCAUACUACAUAUUCAGCUGGAGAGGGAACACGCAUCUGAUGGGAAUGGAAUUUGUUGAUUGUUUCAGAUUGUAGUACAUUGUUGAGUUGUUUUAAACAUUGCAUUGUUUUUCUUUUUCUUUUUCUUUAUUCUAUAGUCAAUUAAGUAAUAGGGGAUAGAUAUUUUAGGCUGGGAGGGACUAUUAAGUAAUCUUAGGUGGGUGGGUAAUUUAGGAAGUUAAGAUAAGUUAGGAUAAGUUAGGAUAAGUUAGGUUAAGUUAGGAUAAGUUAGGAUAAGUUAGAUAAGACAUCUCAAUAAGUGGACACGUGUACUUAUUUGUCCCUCUUAACCCUACAAACUGUACCUUUAACAUUCAACUCAGAGGAAACUGCAGGGAAAUCAACAUUUUAUGAGUGAAUUGGACAUGGAUAAAAUUUAUGUGAAAGUUCAAAGAUGAUUAGUUUAAUCUAAUAAAGGCCCUAGUAAUUAACUCCAGGGAUAGAUUGUGAGUAAAUCAUUGAGAGAAUUAGCAGAUGAUAGGCAUCAUUUGAGAAACUGUUGCUGGAAUAAAGCUUAUAAUGCCAAAUGAUAAAUGUUAAUGGAAAUUAUAAGAAAAUGAUGAAUAAGAAUCCUUGCUCUUUCCCUGUCAGUAAUCCUCCUCCCCCGCCCCUCCCUACCCCAUCCUUUCUUUCCUCCCCCCCUCCAAACCCGCCCUUCAAACAAUAUUACUGUAUUCUCUUUACUAUAUUUCAAUGUAUUACUAAUGCUGUAUUGAUGUUACAAUAAAAAUUCAAUAAAAAGACUUAGUGGUUAAGGCAAA